Molecule: messenger RNA, 1299 nt
Organism: Erpetoichthys calabaricus (reedfish)
Lineage: Eukaryota; Metazoa; Chordata; Cladistia; Polypteriformes; Polypteridae
Product: zona pellucida sperm-binding protein 4-like
Exons: 10
Coding region: 1-1299 (432 amino acids)
Biological process (GO): prevention of polyspermy; binding of sperm to zona pellucida
Cellular component (GO): egg coat
Molecular function (GO): acrosin binding; structural constituent of egg coat
Source: RefSeq, a predicted model, not a curated record
AUGGCGGCGGCGGCUCACACUUGUGCAGGUAGCGUGCCAGGCAUCUCGUGCGACGUGCGCGUGACCGUGAAGCAGAGACGCAGUGAGCCGCGGCCGGGACCAGGCGUCAGGAUUCGCCCCCUGGUCUUCCCACGUGACGCUCAGCCUGCCACACAGACACACAACUGGGUCCGAGUCCCCUCCUCCUCAUCUCCAAGUGUGGCGGGCGAAGGCCUCUCCUGUUCUCUUUACGGCUCCCAGUAUGUCGUGAUCAUUGCCUUUGGAUCUCGAUCAAAUGUGAAAACCUACACGUGCCCAAAGCCAGCUGCCCGAUCUGUGAGUGUUGCUGAGAGAUGUGCAGUUACAGCCAGUGAGAAGCUCCCUUGUGGAGGGUCUUCAUCCAUCACUCAAGCUGACUGUGAAGCCAACAACUGUUGCUACGAUUUGAGCAGCAGCACCAGUCCAUGCUACUAUGCCAAUGAUGUGACUGUGCAGUGCACCCUGGAUGGCCAGUUUGUGGUGGUGGUGUCUGAGAAUGUGACCCUUCCUCCCCUGGAUCUGGGGUCCCUCCAGUUGGUGGACAGCAGUUACCCCAGCUGCAACCCUGUGACCAGCCUGUCCAGCUUUGUUAUGUACCAGUUUCCAGUCAGUGCCUGUGGCAGCACAGUUCAGCUGUCUGGUGGCAAUGUGACCUACCAGAACACCAUGUCUGCUGCCAUCACUGUGAGGAGUGGUCCAGAGGGCUCCAUCACCAGGGACAGUGUCUACAAGUUGUUCUUCCAGUGCACCUACUCGGGAAGCCAGGAUGUGCAAGUGGAGGCUGAGGUGUAUACUGUGGCACCACCUCUUCCAGUAGUAGAGCAAGGGCCAUUUGACUUGGAAUUAGUCAUUGCUACAGAUUCCUCCUAUGGCUCCUGCUAUGUGGAUGCUGACUACCCAGUGACCAAAACUCUGAGGGAUCCUGUGGCUGUGGAAGUGCACAUUGUGAACAGGACUGACCCGAACCUUGUGCUGACUCGUGGGGACUGCUGGGUCACCCCAGGACCUUCUGCUUCCAGCCAGCCCCAGUGGAGCCUUCUGGUGAAUGGGUGUCCAUACACAGGGGACAACUAUUUGACCAGCUUGGUGACGGUGGACAGCACCUCUGGAGUGGCCUACCCAAGUCAUUACAGGAGAUUUGUGUUUGAGAUGUUUGCUUUUGUGGAUCCUGCAGCUCAGCAAGCCUUGGCUGAAAAGAUCUUCAUCUACUGUGUUGCUGCUGCCUGCUAUCCCUCUGCCACAGACCCCUGUAGUCAGAGCUGCCCUGCAAGAAGUGAGUAG